Messenger RNA from Sclerotinia trifoliorum, 2348 nucleotides. The record is from the annotation of a GenBank genome assembly. Lineage: Eukaryota; Fungi; Ascomycota; Leotiomycetes; Helotiales; Sclerotiniaceae.
UUGAGCAACCGGGUACACCAUGUGGUAUGCAAGUAGCAUGCAAGGAGUAAGAUUUGGCGUGGCCUGCCAUCCGAUAAAUCCUUCAAGGUACUGCCUACCAAGGAUUGUUAGAGAUAUAUAUACAUGCAUAAAAGAUCCCACCAUUUGCGUGUGCAAUUGGAAGUGCAAAGACAGUUCUUUUCAGCUGGCAUUUCUCUCGUUGACUUCUCUUUAACAAAGGCCAUGGAUUCCGCAGGCACAGAAGCAGCACCAGCGGAUACGACCGCGGCUUUGCCAGAUUAUCUCCUCGAUCCCAAUGCAGUAAUGAAAGAUCUUGAUGCUAAAUGGAGAUAUAAUCAGCCGCCAGACUACACAAACACAAGAAAAUUAUGGGCACAAAGUAUGUAACAAUCACAGCCAAAUCCGCAUCCCGAAAACGUCGCUUAAUCUAUCAAAUGAAAAGAGAAAAUCCUUUAACCUCAUCUGACAGCCAAAACCCAAAACCACACGGCUGCAUCCCUGCCCUCUCUCGUCGAAAACCUCGUCAAGAAUUGGGAAGUAGAAGCCUCCUUCAAAAUUGACAUUUCCGAGUGGCGCACCAUCGACCAUCCAAAUUUCAACUUCUCCAUCAAUGGGUCUGCCCCCGUUACAGGCGAAUACAUGUUGAAAGUGGGCACUUACAAUGCUAUUCUCACAGCCAAUGAAUACUAUUCCCCCGAGAGAUCGGACUUUUCAAGUAGUCACAAGACGUUUAAGAGGAUGAUGCCGACUUUUGCAUGGGAGGUAUUGGAAGUAUAUAGUGGACCGCCAACUGUUAGUUUUAAAUGGAGACAUUGGGGUGUUAUGAAAAAUGAUUAUGUAGGCAUUAAUGAGUAUGUUCCCUUCCCUCCCGUCCUCCUUUCUUCCUCAUAGCCUCAAACUAACGGCUUUUAGCAAAGGUGAAAAGGUGACCAUACCCGCACACGGCGGAGCAAUCGAUAUUCAAGGCAUCGCAAUAGCCAAAGUCGAUUCAGCGGUGCGUCUUCAAGCUGUAGAGAUCUUCUACGAUCCACUCGAAAUGUUCCGACAGAUUGCAAAGAAAAGCGAUGUAAAGAAAACGAAAUUUUCUACUGAGAGUAAGGACGAUUUAGCAACAUUGUUACAUGGGGACGGGUAUGCGGCCGAAAAGCUAGAUGCUAGCAUGCUCUCUACAGGUUGCCCUUUCAUGCCAGGGGAGAAUAAAGAAUAGGCUUGGAAAUAGGAACUACAAUGCAUAUUAUAUUUUAUGGGGAGUGUCGAGGGACCUGAUGCUACUUGAUGAUAUGCCAUUCUUUACAUUUCAAGGUGAGUGAUAUAAAAGCCUUGAAUCUAAAUUUAUUUAUCUCAACGCUCUGCUUAGUGGUAGAAUAUCCUCUUUCUUUCACAUUACUUAUGCGAUGAUUUUCAAAAGACCAGUUUGGUGGUGGUGGCCCCUCUUUCAUAGGAAUGAUGAACGUAGCUCCCAGCGGGGCUCAGUCAUACGUUUACCAGCCGUCUUGGGUAUUCUUGGUUUGAUCAGAUGACGUAGGUUUUCUACAAAUCACUUGGUGGAUAUCCCCAGUUCCAGACUUUACAAGCUGGGACUUUGCUGAUUCGCCACAGUUGAAGAGAAAGAACUGUAUCUGCCUACCUUGUUAAAUUUACCAAUAGAACUUUAAGCCUAAACUUGGCUUAAGAUGGUUAUCGACAUUUUGCAUACAGCAAUGAUAAGUAGGAAUUAUUUUCAUCUACCAGGCUGGCUAUUGAGAUACAGUUCUAGAAAAAGAUUCCAGAUAGUCCAUUGAGUUAAGUGUAGUCCGAGCACAAAAGGUUGUGGGUGUUUGGAAGAAGCCUUGAUAGGGCUGGAUAUUUUUACCCAAAGACUAGCCGGCAUUUGGAUCUAAAGUAUAAUGGUGUAUUUGAAAUUAGCUGAAGGAAAGUUCGCAUGAACUGACUUAUUGAAGCAUUUAUAUAUGAAACGAUUCUAUGCUUUGCGCCAAGACUCUAGUAGAGUACGAGCGGACUAGCUUCACAUUUGUCAAAGGGGAUGGCAGAAACAUUCCGCGCAACUUGUAGCUUCACUUUAUUCAUUGGAUUUGAUUGAUUUUUAUUCAAGAUAUACUAACGUUUAUAUCAAGGAAGCAUCAGAUCCUAUGUCUCGGCUUCUCGCUCUUAUGUCACUGCAGACUCGCAAUAUGGUGGGAAGUCCGUGCUCUUGUUUUGUCUUUUUGGGACUUUGUAACCGUUGUUUCAUUUACCAAACUUCGUCGAAUUCUCAAGUCGAUUUGUUUUACCCUAUUUAUCCACUUGUGGUUUGUAACGUUGUAGCUACGUUUCUAUAUAACAAUCUAAUUCACUUAAUCGUUCGAAUG